Molecule: messenger RNA, 1842 nt
Organism: Paramecium tetraurelia
Lineage: Eukaryota; Ciliophora; Oligohymenophorea; Peniculida; Parameciidae
Exons: 6
Source: RefSeq, a predicted model, not a curated record
AUGUCAGAAGAGUAUAAAAUGCUAUUAAAAUCCUAAAAUACAAGUCAAUCAUUUUAGAGACUACUAUAAGAUAAGCUUGGCAAUUAAGAAGUAUUACUUACGACAAUCUGCCAAUUUUCUAAACUACCUGUGACUAUACCAAUCAGACAUAAUCCUACUGGAUACAUUCAUUGCGUAUUUGAAUUAGAAUGUUGGCUUGAACAUUAUUCAUUAAUGUAUAAAAAGGUCGAACCUAGUGGUUUCGCUUGUCCUGGAUGCAGAAAGUUUGCAAAUUUUAAAGAAUAUGGUGUCGAUUACACUUUCUAUCAUGUUUUAUAAGCGCUAGAACUCUUCAAGAUAAGGAACCCUGAUAUUUAAAUAAAUGCAUCUCAAUUGAUAUACAAGCAUAGCAACAAGAGCUAUUAUGUUGAAGAAAAAAUAACUAAGAAAAGAUUUUAAUUUGCAGGCUCAAAUCCCGUAUUGGGAGUAACUAAAAGACAACAGGGACUUAAUCUAGAGUUAACUUCGCCAGAAAACGCUUUGAUUGCAGAUGAAAUUAGUUAAACAUUAGUGAAAUUGCAAUCAUUAAUUUAUAGUAGAAUUUAAAAGACACUUAAAUUACCUAAUAAAUCUUAAUUGACUUUUAAGGAUUUACAAUCUUAAGUUGCACUUAGGAAGUUUGACCUUAAGUAGGUCUUGACUAAAUCCAUGAAAUUAAUAUCUUUGGGAAAACAAUCCUUGUAAAAAGAUUAUGUCUUUGCAUUCAAGAAGAUAACUACGAACAAUCAAGUUUAAUCAAUACUAAUUGUUUAUUUGGUGUAAUAUGGUAUUUGGUACGAGUUUUCAUUAAAGUUUAAAGGAUAACCGUAUGUAUAGUUAGAAUAGGCACUCUACAUCAAAGGGGAGGGAAGCCUUACUCAUAAUCACAUAUAUGUGAUUGGAGGAAGAAAGGCGGAGAGAGAUUUCCUUCCCAAAAUCUAUGAUUUAGAAUGGAUAAGAAGCAAAAAUAACGGAAUUGCCUAAAUUGCCAAAGGAAGUAAUAUCAAAUUUAUAAUCAUUAGAUUGCUAUUUGUAUUCUAUGGUCAGAAGUAAAUAUAACAUUUUGAUAAUGCAAUUCGACAUGAAUUAUUGAAUUGUUAGUAUGUAUUUAGGAACAAUCGUUGGGAAGAGCUGAAAUUAAAACUUGUGGAAAGGUUUGAUGGAAGCUUCUUCACAAUUAGUCACUUUGCCUUUGAUAAAUUGAUUGUAUUCUUUGGAGGGGUCUCUAGAGAGCCUGAUAGUUUCGGAAAUCACAGAGGACCUCAAUAACACUUGGGUUAGAUAUUUGCUUGUAAAGAGGAAAAGUUUGUUGGGGAAUAAAAAUAGGAUUUUUAAGUUAAAUUCCUUGAUGAUGAUCCAUAUCAUAGAAGUGUGUUGGCAAAUCCUGUAUUUAGUUGUCCCUAUUAUGGAACCAAUUAAUUGCUAUUAUCUGGAGAGAGCAUGAAGUUCAAAAAUACUGAUCAAAGACAAGUCUACACAUUUGAUUGGGGUAAUGCAACUCUAAAAAUGAAUGAUUUAUUCUCUUUGGACCCUCCAGAGCACGUGCUCACUCCAUACAAAAGAAAAACAAUUGGUAAUGACAUCUUCAGUCCUGUUCAAGAUUCUGAAGGUGCUCUAGCUUACGGGAAUUUCUUUAUAAUUCAACACUAUGAAGCAGAACAAGGAUAUUAUGAUAAAAAUCCAAAAAUAAUAACAUAAUUAUUGAAAGUCAAUUUAACAAAUGGAUCAUUUGUUGCGAUUCCAUAUUUAGAUUCUAAGAUCUCUAAGGAAAUAGCUGAUCAAAUUUAUGAGAAAUUGGAAGACAAGAAGAAUCAAGAAAUUUGA